Messenger RNA from Aedes albopictus (Asian tiger mosquito), 2508 nucleotides. RefSeq names its product LIM/homeobox protein Awh. The record is from RefSeq and is a predicted model, not a curated record. Gene Ontology annotation, molecular function: RNA polymerase II transcription regulatory region sequence-specific DNA binding; DNA-binding transcription factor activity, RNA polymerase II-specific. Lineage: Eukaryota; Metazoa; Arthropoda; Insecta; Diptera; Culicidae. The coding region runs from base 997 to 1833 and encodes 278 amino acids. The transcript is spliced from 3 exons. Gene Ontology annotation, biological process: regulation of transcription by RNA polymerase II; neuron differentiation. Gene Ontology annotation, cellular component: nucleus.
CGAACAGAGCACACAUCAGCCAGCAGUCUUCAACCAACAAGCGGUGUCAAAGACAGGGAAUCAGGCCCAGGGAGGCGAAACAUCCAUAAAAAGGGAUUAUGCGCACAGGACACGGUGGUCGGUCUGCCGGGUCGGAGGGAAAACCCCGCACCGUGUUGGUAGUAGAAGUCAACUGACUCGCGCGUCGCCGCAAGUAAUCAAGAGGGGAAGGCAGAGAGAACGGAUCGCAUGAUGAUGGAAAAAGUAACGGCGGCAGCAGCUGAACAAUAGUGAGGUAGCAGCUUUCGAGAGUGCGAGCGAACAUAAAUCGAAGGGGCGUGUUGUUUGGCAGUGAUCAUCUCGGCGGCGAUUCCCGCCCGGUUUCGUAUUUCAGGAUGGUGGUAAUCGGUGGUGAGUUUUGGUAGUCUUUUCUUUGGUUAUGUAUCUCUCCGGUUUUGCCCGGGUUGUGCUUUCGGAGAGUUGAGAGCAUGGUCGACGAGAAGUCGGAACAAAAAAUAAAGUAGAAACCUAUGAUAUUGGUGCUGGCUGCUGCUGUGGGAUGUUGAAGACACGACCGGGCCGGGUACAUCGAUGAAUAGAGUCAGGUUCAGUCAGUCUGGCAUUGAAGUCUGUCGCGAGAGGAUGCUGAACCGAAUUCGUGGGUCCGUCGGAUAGGUAGAGGGUUUGUUUUUUUUUUUGUGCGGUUCGUUGAAGCGGUAAACUACAAUUGAUUACCUGUGGAGAUCUCUUGGUGUGCUGCUCUAUUGAAAGAGACUAGAAGGAAGGCCGAACCGGUGUUGUUUGUGGAAAAGUGUCGGAGCCGCCGUCGGCAUUUGAAUGGUAAAUGCUGUGAGCUUGGAGAAGAAAAUAAAAGUGAUACAGUGAAUUCAUUGAGAAGGAAAUACUAUACCAAUACUGUGGAUGAGCAUUACAGUGAGUUUAGCAAGGCGGUAAAAAGUGUGUAAUUAGUGAAAAUUUAGCUGGCGUUUUUAAACUGAAUCUCACAUUUGCAGCAUUAUGAAGACUGAGUUCAAAUCCUGUGGUGGUUGCGCGGAGCAAAUAACCGAUCGUUACAUUUUCGAAGUGAGUGGCUGCGCGUGGCAUGGGUCCUGCCUCCGAUGCAGCAUUUGCUACUGUUCCCUGGAACGGCAGGUUUCGUGCUAUUUCAAAGAUGGAGAAGUCUACUGCAAAACAGAUUACAUCAAAAAAUAUAAAGCCAGCUGCGCCAAGUGUUCCCGAACGAUAUCCUCAUCGGAUUGGGUGCGAAGGGCGCGAGAUUUCGUGUUCCACUUGGCGUGCUUUGCGUGCGACUCCUGUGGACGACAGCUCUCCACGGGAGAACAGUUUGCCAUCAUUGACGACCGGGUGCUGUGCAAGACUCACUACAUGGAGCUGAUUGAUGAUGGGACGACUUCCAGCGAGGAUGGCUGUGAUGCCGAGGGCAAUAGCAAGAACAAAACCAAGCGGAUACGGACUACGUUCACCGAGGAGCAAAUCCAGAUCUUGCAGGCGAACUUCCAGAUCGAUAGCAACCCGGACGGGCAGGAUUUGGAAAGGAUAGCUCUGGCGACGGGACUGAGCAAACGAGUCACUCAGGUUUGGUUCCAGAACUCGAGGGCUCGUCAGAAAAAGCACGGUGAGAUUUAUCCAUCUGUCCUGCAAGAACUGGGAUCUAAUCAGAUUGUGUCUUUGGCAGUUCCCCGUGGUCAGGAGCUAUUCAAUGGGCUACGAUCGGAUAUGAACAACAACAGUAGCAGUAAUGAUAGCCCCGGUGGAACAUCGAUGGGUGAAGAGUGCGCUUUGGCUAAGGCCUCGAUCUUCAACCAUCACGGCUUCAUCAACCUUAUGGUGUGACAGGAGGGACUCCACUCGAUGGGUGGUCAUGAUCCCCACCAGCAACAGCAGCACGUCGGCUACUCUUGAGGAUAGCUGACCAACGAACGAAACGGAAUCGUCUCCUGAGAAUAUGUUAUUAUUCGCAACUGUUGAGAAACGCACUUUUGCCCACCGAAUUGCAAAAGGAAAGGGGGAACUGAGAAGAAUGCAGCACACAGCCAUGCAAGGGACUUUCGAUACGUUUAUGCCGGCCUGAAGGGAAAGUGUCCAUGAAACUUAACUUCUUUUGCUUUGGUUCGACCUUGCGGAGUUUUAUGUGUUUGUGUAGCUUUCUGCGCGUUUUUUUGACGAUGAAUGGUGCUCUGCAUUUUAAAUGAAUGAAUGCUAACUAGUUGUACAUAUAGGGAAUUCUUGUAAAUACAAGUCACCAAAGUAAUAAAGCUUAUGUUAUAAUUGAACCAACACUAGUUGAAGUUUGUACUAGUUCCAUCGAUGACAACAGUUUCCUUAUUCAGCUUUAGUAUCAUUCGGUAAGGGUAAGCAAAAAUAAUGAAUCAUGAAUCCUAAAAUAUUAGGUUUUUGGCACCACGAUGGCGUAGUGAACGUUCAACGUUUUUGUCUGGGUCAUAUUGACCCCAACAUCCUACUAGGAUUAAAAGAUCAAUUUCUCUGAUUAAUGCUUACAUUACUUUA